AUGCUGAACGCCAACGGUGGGCAAGCUCCAAGCAGCCUGCGGCUCUGGCUCGACUCCUUCAGUCCUUCGGCCCAUCUCUCUUCACGGACGCGUGCGGGGGAACCCAUUCCGGUUACUUCGCAGGCGAGGCAGCAACAGUCCCUUGACGAUCGACCUUUCUUGCACCUCGACCAGACCACCAUAAGAAACAGCCCAAGCGAGGGCAAGGAAGACGGUGAUGACACGGUUCUAUAUCUGGGCUACGGCUCCAAUCUGAGUGCCGAGACAUUUCGGGGCAAAAGAGGCAUCCGGCCGGUCUCGCAGGUCAACGUCGUCGUGCCAACUCUGUCCCUGACCUUCGACCUGCCGGGCAUACCGUACACGGAGCCGUGCUUUGGCAACGUGCGACAUCGGGACGAAACUCUCCAGUCGGAGGACUACCACAAAGACCACUGGGCCAAGGGCCUCGUGGGCGUGGUGUAUGAAGUGACGAAGGAGGACUUUGCCCACAUCAUUGCAACAGAGGGAGGUGGGUCAGGAUACGAGGAUGUGCUGGUCGAUUGCUACGCCCUGAGCGGCGAACCCAGUCAGGAUGUGCCGAUGAAGCCCGCGGGACGGCCGUUCAAGGCGCACACGCUGUUCGCGCCGUCGAAGUUGUCGCGGCCGGAUCAUUCCUAUGCGCAGCCCAGCGCGAGGUACCUCAAGUUGAUCACCGACGGGGCCACUGAACAUGGACUGCCGCUGGAGUAUCAGGCAUUCUUGCAUCAGAUUAGGCCGUUCCGUCUGACAACCACGAAUCAGAGAUUGGGGGCGUUCGUGUUCCUGAGCGUGUGGUCUCCAUUCUUGUUGUUCCUUAUUGGAGGAGCGGCCUCGGUGUUCUUGCAACCGGACGGCACGUAUCCGAAGUGGUUUGCCGAGUUCUUGAACGCCAUGUUUAAGGCUUGUUGGGCGAGUUACGACUACUUCUUCAAGGAGCUCUUUGGCGACGGAGAGAGGACGAUUGGUGACGACGAAGAUGAUGACCAGUAUGUGAGCAGUGGCUUGGUGCUUGAUGAGAAACAGCUCUUGAUCGAAAGACGCGGGGACAAGUAUGGUGCGGUGAGCACGGCGGAAGAAGUGGUAUGA
Molecule: messenger RNA, 1104 nt
Organism: Cladophialophora yegresii CBS 114405
Lineage: Eukaryota; Fungi; Ascomycota; Eurotiomycetes; Chaetothyriales; Herpotrichiellaceae
Exons: 1
Coding region: 1-1104 (367 amino acids)
Molecular function (GO): gamma-glutamylcyclotransferase activity
Source: RefSeq, a predicted model, not a curated record